Molecule: messenger RNA, 1379 nt
Organism: Vitis vinifera (wine grape)
Lineage: Eukaryota; Viridiplantae; Streptophyta; Magnoliopsida; Vitales; Vitaceae
Exons: 2
Coding region: 1-897 (298 amino acids)
Biological process (GO): RNA processing
Molecular function (GO): RNA binding
Source: RefSeq, a predicted model, not a curated record
AUGUGCCUCCCCUGUGUGUGGGUUCACAUUGAUUUCAAGUGUCACUCUGUUGAGGAAUUGGGUCUGAGAGCAGAAACCCCUAUUGGAACUUCAUUUACCGAUGCUCAUGCUGGCAAUGUAAAGUUCAAUUUCUUGAAUGGUUCGGAUCCCUACCGUGCAUACCUCCAACACCGCCUGUUUGAACUUCGCUCUCAGAAUCAGUCCUCUGCACAGCAGAUUCCUUCACGACUUGCAGAUUCUUUUGCUCCUGAAUCUACCCCAUCUGCUCCACCUGCCGACAAUAGUGAGACAUUGAUGAAGCAUGAGCCCUCGUCCCAGUUUAAACCAUUCCGCAAGGGAGGUGAACACGCCCACGGUUCCAUUUUUGAAGCUCUCCAUGGAUGGCUCUCCAAGUUCGUAGUCCCUGAGGUUGAAUUCUGCUCACGAGGCAGAAGCUCAGCUCCGCCAUGCCGAGCCGAUGGGCCACCGCUGCUCAUAACCUGCCAUGAUUGGCUAUUUUUCUUACAGAAGUUGCCGGACGAGACUGUUUCCCGGGCCAUGAAAAGCCUUGGGAAGGAUAUAAAAGCUUUGUGGAUUCAUCAAGGGGAGGAACGACAACAAAAGAGGAAGGGGGACGGUCUUGCGAAAGAGCUUGACAGGAGGAUUCUAGCCUUCCAGAAGGCAGAGAACAGAGUCCUAGAGUUCAAGCUUUCAGAACAUAAAUCUGAGCCAAUCGCGCAGCUAGAGAUGGGUAUAUACCUGAGCACCCCAAAAACUGAGAAGUUAUCUGAGGAUGGUGAGAAUGGCAGGGUUAGAUAUGGUUCAUCAUCCAUGCAAGGAUGGCGCGCAACCAUGGAAGAUGCUCAUGCUGCAUACCCUGAUCUGGAUGCUUCCACUUCGUUUUUUUGGUGUUUGUGAUGGCUAUGGAGGUAAGGUAGUUGCAAAGUUUUGUGCCAAGUAUCUUCAACGACAGGUGCUCAAGAAUGAAGCAUAUACAGCUGGAGACUUGGGAACUUCUGUUCAAAAAUUCUUUUUCGGAAUGGAUAAGUUGAACGCGGGGAAAGCAAAGAUGAGAAAGGAAGCUUGGAAAGGAUUUCAGGGUUGCCGCCUUUGGGAGGUGGAACGAGGCCCUGCAUGGUGACUUAGGUGCUGCCAGGUGUAAAUAGGCAGCAAGUUGGUGCAUUUCAUGGAGAAGUGGGGCUUCAUUACUUCACCUACAGAAGCUGGUAGCGCACUAAUGACAUAAGGCGGUGUAAGCAAACGGUGAAUGACAAGUCAAGGGUGGCAUGGGAAUUUUCAUAAGUGGCAGGGCACUUCAAGUUUUCUGAAUAAAUAAGUGGCAGUGAAAUGGUGCAGUUGUGGUCUCAUUAAGUGGCAGUGAAAUGGUGCAGUUGUGGUCU